AGUACCAAAGUACAAAGAAAGAACCAGUUCGUUGGAAACACAAAGGAAGUGCUUGAUAAGUUGGAGAAAUGGGUUCAGAUUCUCAAUACCAGAUUCCGGCAAUAGAAUUCACAAUGAAUUCGCUUGAAGUGGACCGAGGAACUGUUGAGUGGUACCAUCUGUGCAAGAAGGUUCGAGAGGCUUGUGAAAAUUAUGGUUGCUUCGAGAUUGUGUAUGAUAAGAUACUUCCGCAGUCAAAAGCCGAAAUCCUUUCAGCUUCAAGGAAACUUUACAGCCUUCCACUUGAGACAAAGAAGAACAACCUUACCCCAAACCGUUACCAGGGUUACGUUGGACCGAGUGUCACUGCUCCCUUGUAUGAAGGCUUUGGCUUUCAGGAAGCAUCCAACUAUGAAUCGCUUAGAAGCUUCACAAAAGAAAUGUGGUCUCACGACCAGUUUUGCACUGUCCUUUCUAUGAUGAAGCAGCUGGAUGAGCUGAAAGAUAUGAUUCACUUGAUGAUUCUUGAUAGCUAUGGUAUGGAAAAAUCAUCAAAUUUGAUCAUGGCGUCUAAGACGGUGCUACGGUUACAUAAGUACACGGCACCUCCUUCAGGGGAGUACGCGAUGGCUGCCUCGGCUCACACUGGCAAAACUUUUAGCACAAUCCUUUUCGAUGAUCAAGUUUCAGGUCUUGAAGUUCAAACCAAGGACGAACAAUGGGUCAAGUUGCCUAUAUCUCCUUGCUCUUUCAUCUUUGCUGUUGGAGACUUCCUCAUGGCAUGGAGCAGUGGCAGAAUGCAUUCUGUGAAGCAUCGGGUGAUGAUGUGUGGGGAAAAAGAACGACAUUCCUUAAUAGCAUCUGCAUUCCCAAUUGAGGGUUCCGUCAUCAAAGCACAAAAGGAGCUAGUAGAUGAAGAGUACCCACAAAUUCUUAAAGAUUUCGACUGUACAGAAUUUUUCAAGUUCAUCUGUUCAUCGGAAGGAAGAGCCAUUGACUCACAAAUGCAAGUUUACGCAUUUGCUGGAAUUGGAACUUGAUUUGUUAAUAUUAUAAAUAUUGAAAAUUAAGGUUCUUGACUUCUGUAAUGCAGCAUUUUCCUGAUGUGUAGUGUCUGAUUGGAUGA
Rosa chinensis is the source of this 1105-nucleotide messenger RNA. Its product is annotated as probable inactive 2-oxoglutarate-dependent dioxygenase AOP2. Gene Ontology annotation, molecular function: dioxygenase activity. The transcript is spliced from 3 exons. The coding region runs from base 69 to 1019 and encodes 316 amino acids. The record is from RefSeq and is a predicted model, not a curated record. Lineage: Eukaryota; Viridiplantae; Streptophyta; Magnoliopsida; Rosales; Rosaceae.